AUGUCCACAUUAAGUGCAACCACGUCCACCCGGACUGUGCAGCCACCGCAGGCACACGCAAAGGCACAGGAUCUUGCGACUCGCCUCUUGAAUGGGACUCUCCACGCCAGUUAUCCACCCGUGGAAAAGUUCCUGACUAUCGACGGCUUGCUCAGGUCUCAUGCCGAAGAGCCAGAUGCGGGCCAAAGGCCCUUGAUAUGCUAUCCGAUUCGAGGCGCGAAUGACUUCGAAGAGCACACAGCGAAGGAUCUGGACCGAUAUACAGAUGUCGCAGUUCAACAUUACAUGGACAAUGGUCUCCCACCGGCAGAUCCGUCCUUGGAAGAAGCGCCGGUGGUAGCCCUGUUAGUCGGAUCAAGCUUCGAGGUCAUCGUGACCUUUUUUGCAUUAAACCGAAUGGGCUAUGCGGUUUUAUUUCUUUCCACUCGGUUGCCAGGCGAUGCCCUUGCCCGCCUGAUGAAUAUGGCAAAGAGUCAUCUUAUGGUGGUAACUCGUCAAUAUAGAACGACCUUUGGAAACAUCUGCAAGGAACGACCUGGCUGUCGCGAGUUCCCCAUGCUGCAGAGAAUGGAUUGGUUCAACCGUCCAGCACCCGCUACUCGUUUUACUCGAGACACUGCUGACCUAGUCAAAGAAAGCCAGAAGAUGGCAUGGAUCUUGCACUCGUCUGGAAGCACCGGCUUCCCCAAACCCAUCUUUCUCACCAAUUAUCAAGUCUUGGCCAAUUAUCGGAAGAGCUUCGGCCUUCGUCUCUUCAACAUUAGCCCUCUUUUCCACUCGCAUGGUUUGAUGGAGAUUAUGCGGGCGUUCUAUACGAGAGCGACCGCCUACAUUGGAAACCACUCGCUUCCGGUAACAUAUCAAACUCUAUAUGACGCUUUGGAGGUUGCAAAGCCAGAGCAGAUCAGCGCCGUGCCCUUCGUGAUCAAGCUGUUAGCCGAAAAACAAGAAGGAAUAACUGCCCUCGCUCAAGCUGAGCUUGUAUUAUUUGGUGGCUCGAGUUUUCCCGAUGAUCUAGGCGACAGGUUGGUCUCACAGGGAGUCAAUCUGGUCGCAAACUACGGUGCCACGGAAACGGGGCAGAUAAUGACUUCGUUUCGAAACGCUGGAGACACCGAAUGGCAAUAUAUGAGACUGCACCCCCCGGUUGCGGACUUUACUUUGAUGGACGAAAUAUCACCCGGUGUUUUCGAAUGCGUGGGACUGGACGGGUUGCCUAGCAAAGGCCCUUCCAACUCCAAGCCACCAUACAGCGAGAAAAACCCUGCAAAUAGCUUUAGGACAGCUGAUCUAUUCACAAGACACCCAGACCCCAGGAAGAGUAACUUUUACAAGUACCUCAGUCGCUUGGACGAUCGGAUCACUCUCGUCAACGGAGAGAAAGUGCUUCCGAUUCCAAUCGAAGGCCGCGUGAGAGAGGAAGAGCUUGUUGGCGAUUGUGUCGUCUUUGGCUUUCAACGAACCGUUCCAGGGGCGUUGAUCUUCCGUGCUCCUGGGAAGGCAGCGCAUUUGAGCGAUGAGGAGUUCUUGGAAAGGAUCUGGCCUGCGAUCGAAGCAGCAAAUUCGCGAGCCGAGUCAUUCUCUCAAAUUCCCAAAGAGCUCGUGGUGGUCAAGGGCGCUGAUGUCACUUAUCCGAGGACAGACAAGGGCACCUGUAUUCGCGCCCAGGUCUAUCAGCAGUUUGACGAAGAUAUCAAGGCUGCGUAUGCAGCCUUUGAGGGGAGCGGCGAAGCAAUUGGGUCUCUUGCUCUCAGUAUACCGGAACUGGAGACCUGGCUCAUGUGUCGAUUCCAUGACGAUUUGGAUGUACCCUUGGAGAGUGUCGACGCCGACAUCUUCUCAGCUGGUGUUGAUAGCCUGCAAACAACCCGGAUUUGGCGAUCCAUCGUGCGUGACAUAGACCUGGGAGACCAGGGUAAAAGUCUCUCUCAAAACAUCGUCUUUGAGAAGGGGUCUAUUCGCGCUCUUGCAAGACACCUCUACCAGAUGCGCAAUGGCGAAGAAACAGACCAGGAGGAUGAAGUGCCAGUUAUGAGAGAACUAAUUGAGAAAUAUUCUCGUUUCGCGCAUCAUAUCCCCACCCUUCAACAUCAGCCAGCCGCCGAAUCGGUCCUUGUCACCGGUGGGACUGGAAACCUCGGAGCAUUUAUCAUUGCAGAGCUAUGUGUCUGCAGUCUGGGCUCUUGUCGAGCCCCAGGGCAAGCAAGUGCUGGGGCUCGCAUAACAAAAGCGUUGGCUGACCGGGAUAUAGCCCUGACUGAUGAUGAAGCCGCGAAGAUUCGAGCACUGCCCAGCGACCUUUCUCAGGCGAACCUGGGAUUGGACAACUACAUUGUUGAUCAUCUUCUGUCCUCUUUAACGGGAGUCAUACACAGCGCGUGGGCCAUCAACUUCAACCUCGGAGUCCGCUCGUUUGAACAACAGCACAUUCGAGGCACAUAUAAUCUCAUCAACUUUUGCCUCCGCUCCGAGCUUCCCGUCCCCCCUCGCUUCUACUUUUGCUCUAGUGUGAGCACUGCGAGCAAUACGCCGAAGCCUGCUUCUAUCCCCGAGACUAUGGUUGAAGACUUAGCACAUGCCCAAACCACGGGAUAUGGAAGGUCGAAAUUGGUCACAGAACAUAUCACUCGGAAUGCCAUGCACCAUGCGGGCAUUUACGCGAGGGUAUUGCGAAUUGGUCAGCUCGGUGGCGAUACUCGUAGUGCCCGAUGGAACGAUACAGAGGCUAUUGCUUUAAUGUUCCGCAGCACUUUGACGACAGGUUCUCUUCCUGCUUUGGAAGAAAGACCCAGUUGGCUGCCGGUGGAUCAAUGUGCUCAGGCCAUUACGGACAUCUCCCUCACCACGACAUCUAGCUCUCAAGAAGAGAACCUUGUUUACCAUCUUGUCAAUCCACAUAGCUUUAGUUGGAAAAAUGACCUCUUGCCAGCUUUAAAGAAGGGAUCCGCGUUGCCCCCUUUUGAAGUUGUUUCGCCACAGGAGUGGCUAAAGAAGCUGGCAGGAAGCGACCAAGAUCCAGAGAAAAAAUCCCAGCAUCAAAUUUAUAGUGGCCAGAAUGGAGGGCAAUCCGAAAACGCCGGGCUUGUGUUUGAAACGAAACGCACAACACAAGAUUGCCCCUCCCUUGCUCUUGUCAAAGAUCCGGUUGCAGAGGGGUUGAUCCACCGGUAUAUCAGCGUUUGGAUGUCACGCUGGACAGACCAAUGA
Molecule: messenger RNA, 3207 nt
Organism: Penicillium chermesinum
Lineage: Eukaryota; Fungi; Ascomycota; Eurotiomycetes; Eurotiales; Aspergillaceae
Exons: 4
Coding region: 1-3207 (1068 amino acids)
Source: RefSeq, a predicted model, not a curated record